This is a messenger RNA of Penicillium arizonense, 3936 nucleotides long. RefSeq lists its product as uncharacterized. The coding region runs from base 1 to 3936 and encodes 1311 amino acids. The record is from RefSeq and is a predicted model, not a curated record. The transcript is spliced from 2 exons. NCBI's taxonomy places the organism in Eukaryota, Fungi, Ascomycota, Eurotiomycetes, Eurotiales, Aspergillaceae.
AUGAAUCCAGUUAGUCCCUGGCUGGCGGCGUUGGCCGAACAAUGUCUCUUGUUUUACCUUGGCCGAAACAGUCAGGAUGGAAUCGAAGUGGAAGAUCUUGAGGGUUGCCUCAGCUUCAGUGUGCGCGGGCUUGUCAUGCCAGCGAUAAUUGACAAGUGGGGACAGGGAGACGGUGAUCGCGCAACGUUGACGGACUCCAAGAAUCAAAUCGAUGCCAUCUUCUCGCGCGAUUCGCUAAACGAGCAUGAAGCGAGCUCACCUUGCCCGCCUACAAUCAAAGAAGGACCCAAAAAGCAACUAAUUGAGCUUCUUGAUGUGAGGUUGGCUCUUGUGUACUCGACAAGUUCCCCCGAGAUCGAGCUUCGUGUCAACCGCUUUCGCAUACGUUGGAAUCAGGUCACUAAAGGGGAGCCUCCUAAACCGAAACUCAAGAAGACGCCGGCUAUCAAAGUUCUAUUGAAAGAGGCGUGUCAGAAAACGCAGAAAAGUUCCGUUGAUGCUAGACCCAAUGGCCAAGAAGAUAUUGCUUUGGCUGAGCCUUCAAUCUCCCCGUUUGACCAACGGGCGUCGCCCGAUUCUCAAUUUGAGUCGAUGGGAUCGCAGUUCUUCUCUCAAGUUCUCUCCAAUACCAACCACGACACACAGAGGAACAAUAAUAGAAGGAAUCACGUUUCUCUCGAUAAGGAGGCAAUCCUUGGGCUCUUGAGACCUUCUGCUGGCCUGAUUCAUACUAGUACAGAAACCCCCAGCCUGCCUCUGGGUAGUAGCAACAGCACGCAGUCUGCCUUAUCGGACGGAAAAACACCGAUUGAAUCAGGAGAACACUCCUCAUACAGACCGUCGAGCACGCUCGCUGAAGCUGGAUGCCCCGACAUAUCUGAUGCCAAUGCACCCCGUCCCAAUGCCAGCCAGGAUAUCGUUGACCCGGCAGCCAUUGAGACACAAUCUGCGUCUUCUUCGAUUGAUCUAGUUGAUCGCGACGAGACUGUGAAUAGGGAAGAACAAAAAAAGGAUGAUGUCUCAAAGAAAAGGCAACGCGACAGCACAGAUGCACAUUCGCUGACAUCUCCUGAUGGCACAGAUUCCCAAAGGCUGCGAAAGCCAGGUAUUACGUCGCCAUCGAACAAACGACAGCGUACUGAUACUGGAGAAAUGACUCAAAUGGACCUGAAUGAAAUCAAAGAGAUACGAAAUGAGCCCGAGCCUGAGCCAGUGCUCUCCGAGUUACUGAAUUUACCCACGCACCAACUGUUGCCAGAUCCGUGGAAUGUAAUGACAAAGAUAUCGACGAGUGAUGUCCAUAUCCCCAAAGAGCAAGCCGAUCUCUUCGAGCCACUUGUGUGGAUCCAACAGGGCUCUGGUGAAUCUACGCCGAUGUGUCAUGUACCGCCCAGACUUUUAACGAGAUGGAACGACAUCGCUCAAAGAAGAAAAUUAUUGGCGAAGAAAGAUCAGAGAGGUGGAAAUCCGACGCCAAGCCCGCAAGAUAUCAACAGAUCUGGAUCUGUUGCUGAGUCGGAGACCAACAGUCAAAUAUCAGAACCUUUCUCUCACUGGUCUGCUUCCCCGGAAAGGACCCCCGGAAAGAUCCUUCCGCCUAACAGCCCGUCUCCAAGGAAAUCCAGGAACAUAAGGGAGGGUGCAACGCCAAGCGGUACUCAAUCCAGCGCCUAUCAAACUGCAGAAGAUGGUGACGUAGAUAUGGCGAAUGGAUCUCAUACUACUUCUCAGCCUGCGCGGGAGGUUGUCCCUUCCCGAAGUAUUCCUGAUAUUGUCGCGCAUCGCGCGUCUCAGUAUCCUGAGGACUCAACAAUGAUCUUGAAGGAAGCAGAAUCUCGAUAUCAAAAUCCUGGUGAUGCCCCAUCUCAAGAGCACAAUCAUUCCGAUCCAAGCAUUGAGAUUGAGGAACAAACACCAAAACCAAUACAGGAACCUCGGGAUGGAAUGCGCUCUGCAUGCCCUCCAGCCACCCCAGAAUCUCACCAGCCCGAGUCAAGUGGCGAUGAAAGUGAUGAGACCGAGAUGGAGACAUCCGUCCCUUGCGCUCUGGGGGCAAGUAUUCCACCGAGCAGUCAGCCAGAACAGCAAAUAGAUAGUUCAGGUAACAGCUCGGGCCUAUCACUUCCAAGAUCCAUUAGGAAAAGUGUACAAGUCGUCGAGACGCCUGCUGUCCAAACGACUCCUUCACAACGCGAGAAACAAGGCAACAAGACAGUUAAACCGGAGCAUUCAAGCUCCCAGCAGCCAUCAUCCCAAGCAGCCAAGACAUCCUCUCAAUCUCGAAUUCUCGCUACCUACCGCUUGCAAGAAAGCAACACGCAAAGUGACCCUUCUCAAGAGGCACUAAACCCAUCUUUACCGAUCGAAGAUGAAUCCCUUCGGGUGGACGUGCUAGGUACUCAGACUCAAGCCAGCAGCUCGCAUCCGACAUCGCAAGAGACCCCUCGGUCCCACACAGAAGUUGUGCUCGAUUCGUCAAAAACCGUUCAGCGCCAGUGGGACUCGUCUCUGUUCAGCUCACAGCCCUCUGCCAACUCUUCCUCUUUCUCUUUUGCUAGCUUUCAUCCGCAGCCCAUGUCCCAACUCAAUGGACCAAGCCAGAAUUCUAUGGGAGAACUGACCUCUCUCGAUGGCGCGACGUACUUCCCAGACACGUCUCUGGGUGAUUCAUCGGGCUGGACCGCUCCUGAUGCCGAAUCCCCAUCAAAGCCUCGCAAAAUCCGACAAAUUGAAGGCACUGAUACCAUGACGACGUUCCAAAGUCCAAAUGGCGGGCUGGUGGCACGGCGUCAGAGCUUUAUUGACAAGCCCGACCAGACCGCCCAAGCAUUUAUCUUUUACGAAAAAUUCUGUAAUGACUAUCCGCCGUAUUCUGGAGAUUUUGCUCAUUUCACCGAGAUGUGCGCGAAGCUGCGGGCCCUUCGCGAAAAGGGUGCUCUGCAACGCUCCUUCCUGUGGGACGACUUUGUUAUCUUACAUCUCGAAGAGUAUCAGCGUCACGUGGAAGAUUGCGCGUCGCAAGAUUUCAAGACAUUGAAAUACGAAGACUUCUUCUGCUCAAGCUUUGCAAGGCCCCGGCACAAGAAACGAAGCCUGACCACCCGCGCGGUCAAUGUGGCUGCAUCUCAGUUUGUUCCACCUGAUACAACGACCUCAUCAAGUCAGCCGCCCCCAUGCCCAGUGGCUACCCAGGGCGAACGUGCACACCUUUCUUUCACGGCGAAUCUCGUGGACAAAUUAUCAGACCUCCACACUCGUUCAUCUAACAAUGCCAGUGCCAAUGAUAUUCCCAAUAGUCCUAGCACCAACACAGACAUACCCCUUGCAACACAACAUUCGCCUUUACACCAUUCGGGCACACUGCCUGCAGUGCAAGUCAAAUUAGAACCGGAUAGUUCCAGCAACGAAGUGUUGGACACUCAAGCUCAUACAAUGAGCAGCAGUGGGCAAAGGCCUGUACUUUCCAGCUCGGACCAGAAUAUGGAUGAUUCAACGCAGCAUGAUGAAGACGACACAAAGAUCAAGCCUGAUUUGAGCGAAAUUGAUAUGACCGAAGCCGAUGAAUCUCAGGAGGCAGAUCGCACCCACCACAGAACUGCCAGCAUUGAACUUGGCGAUGACACCGAGCACCGCCACAGUUCUCUAGUUUCUCCCCCGGCUUCAACGCAGGCUGUCGCCGAAGUCGCCGCUUCUACUGAUGAUGUCCAACAAGAGCCACCAAGGCCACGGCCCUGGUUCCGAUCACUUAGGAAUAUCUUUCCUGCUGGCCCCGUAUGGUCUGAUGACCCCAACACGCCCUUUAAGCGCUGGGCUCGAGAAGACCAGAAUGUUCUCCAGGAACUCAAUCGUCGUGGCGGCGCGAAGAUCCAACUCGAUGACAAGGGUGUCAUCUGCCGUCCUACCUACAAACGAGAGAAGGGCCCUGGAUCAUCGUGA